CUCGGGGCUUGGCGAGGGCGGGAGGGACACAGAGCCGCGGUCCACGGGCGAGGACGGAGCGCCCGUCCGCGUUCGGGCACUCCGGCUCGUCCGGCCCGCUUAGUGUACAGGAAAGAGUUUCGCGUUCGGGCUCUGGCAGGGAUUAGCUUUGGUGUCACUUGGAACCCCUCCACCCCAAGAGUGAGGAGUGAGGCAGUGCUGAAAACUCUAUACGGGAGAAUUGACUCUUCAAAUUAAAGUUUGUUUUGUUUUGAUUUUUACAAUAUACAUUGUAUUUUAGGACUUUGCUAAAUGGCCCUCCUCCCCUUUUUUUGCGGGAGUUAGGAGUGAUAACUAUAAGUCACCUGAUUUAUGUGCAAAGCUCCUGCACUCUGGUUGUUUAAGAGUGGACGUUAUUGCCUUUUCUUGCUGUCUAGUAAUUCAGUCUUUUCUGCUAUGAAACAAGAAAAGAGGGAUGUAAAGGAAAACUGCUGCUUGUCCCUAAAUGAUAUCGCUAUAUCAGUACCCAAGAGGAGGAACAUUUUGAAAUUUAGGAAGGAACGGUGAACAUUUACUCUGUAAAUACCAGGGUGUGGAUUUUUUUUUAAGAUACAAAAUAUAGUAUUGUUACUUGUGUAUAAAUAUGUAUUUUUUUAAGGAGGGGACUUAAAAAACACAGUAGCAAGGCAAAGUUAUAUCCAAUUUAGUAAAAAAAAAAAAAGUUGAAUUAGAGCAUUUUCUAAGAUUUCCGCAAUGAUUUUACCUAUGGUCAGAUCUUUUUUACCAGUUACUGAUGGGGGCGAGUUGAAAUGGUGAAAAACAGAAGGCAGAUGGGUGAAAGCUUAUUGAUAGAAGCUGUAUGAUAGAAAAUCACCUGAUUAAUGGUUUAAUUAAUGGUUGGCUUUAGCAUAUCAUUGAUAUUAAACUGUUCAGUAUUUUCACUGCUGGCAUACUUAUUACUACUAGUUAAUUGAGUAUCUUUACCAUUUAAAACAGAGGAGAACCAGCCAGUUUAGUCCUGCCUUAGAUGGCCAAGCAUUGUUAACUUUUAUGAAGAUCACUUAGAAAUGGAUUACUAGCAGGCUGAGCUUUAUUCAUACUGAGGUGGUGUAAAGACAGUUAAUAAUGAGCCACUGGCUUUCCAUCCAGACAUUUUCCACUAUUCAGGAAAUGUCCAGUAAUCCAAACAGUGGUAACUGCAAAACAGCAUUACAGCCAGUGAGUGGUUUAACUUACCAGCUACUGUCACUACCCUUCACACAUAUUUGACCUAUGAUUCCACUUCAACUCAAAUUUUUGAGGGUUGUUUGCAUUUUAUUGUUGGUUUUGUGCAAAAUCUGAAUAUAGUAAUUUACUAACUAAUCAAGUUGUACCUUUUUCAUUUUACCAAAUAAGCAGUCUCUAGUGCAGAAAUGAUCAAAUGAGGGUUGCAUAUCCUCUAAAAACACAUAAUGAAACUUAAAAUAACAGAUGUUAACAAGUUACAAUUUCAUAUAUAUGUUGGUGGAAUAUGAUGCCUUGCUGAAUCCAAGAAGGGACUUGAAAGAAAAUAAUGCUAAAUAAUUCUAAAUUAUAAUAUUCAGAUUCCAUGUGUAAGUGUGUAUAAUUCAAUUCUAUUGAAAUUUAGAAUUUAAAAAAGUGAUUGUUUCAGAAUCAACAAGCUCUUCAACUGUUCUAUAUUUAUGCCCAUUUCACAACACAAUAUUAAGAAUCUAAAAUUUUACUUCUUCCUUUGCUAAUUUCCUCAUCAGUCAUCAUACUGUGUCAGCUCUUUCUUACCAAUCUCUUUCAUAUUUGGAAACUUCUCAUCAAUUCUUAGAGUUCAUACCUAAUCUGAGGUCUCAUCACGCUAACAAUCCAUGCACAAUACUGUAAAGCUCAUCUUCGUGUCUCCAAUCUGAACCCAACAUUGAAUCCACCCUCCCAGUACACCGUUUUCGUUAUAUCUGAGGUUUUAGUCAAAAAUCGUUGGUGUUUUUUAGUUAUCUUUAAGAUAAAAUCCAAAAUUCUCAACUGACUGCCCUAAUUCAGCACCUCUCUCUAUCUCCAGCUACCCCUAUGUCAGUUUCCUAUUGCUGUUGUAAUAAAUUGCCUUGGAUUUACCAGCUUAAAACAACAUAAAUUUACUAUUUUAUAGUUAUGUAGGUCAAAAGUUUCACUGGACUAAAACCAAAGUGUCACCAGGGCUGCAUUUCUUCUGGAAGCUCUAGGGGAGAAUCAGUUUCCCUGCUUUUCCACCUCCUACAGGGUACCUACAUUCCAUGGCUUGUGGCCCCUGUCUCCAUCUUCAAAACCAGAAGAGUUCUUCAGAUCUUUCUCUCUGACUCUGCUUAAUCGUCACAUCUCCUCUGACUCUGCCCUAUUGCCUGCCUCCCUAAGGAUCCCUCUGUGAUUACAAGGGGCCCACCAGAAUAAUCUCCUCAUUGCAAGAUUCUUAAUUUAAUUACAUAUGCCAAGGCCCUUGUGCCAACUAAGGUAACAUAUUUACAGGUUUCAGGAAUUAGGACGUGGACAUCUCUGGGAGACAGUUAUUCUGCCUACCACAACCCUUACACAUAAACUGCCUAUUACAGCCAAACCCAUAUCCUUAAUUUCUCCAUAACCCUCAUGCUCAUUUUGCCAUUGUAGAUAUGAUCUUGUUGUUUUCUGUGUCUAGAAAAUAACUCCACCCUUCCUUCCCACCACCCGCUGCCAUAUAAACAAAGUUUCUACAGCUUUCAAAGCUGGGUUUACAUCAGCACAACAAACUGUCCCCAUCCGAAUAAACUUCUCAUUAGAAUUAGAACUUCUUGUAUUAACUUCCUCUAACAUUUAGUAAAAUGAUUUGUCAAGAAAGAUGUUCUUCCUUAAGUCCAAAUAAAGUCUGUAUUGUUCUUUUAUGUAUGUCAAAGCCCCAGCAUAAACUGGUGGCACAUAUAAAGGAUUUAACUGAAGAAAAUUGCAUAAAGGGGAAGUUUACAGAGACCUUAAAGGAAUGAGAAAAGACUGUGGAACACUUAGACAAGCAACAGUGGGAACAAAGCACCUAAAGCAACAGUGAGAAGAAAAACCGUGACCAUUCCUAGCCCUGAAGAGGUGGCAGUGUUAUUAGUAGUUGACUGUGAACUCUAGCUAUCGUUGGUGGUGGUGGCAGGUGCUGUUGGACCAGAGUCGUGACCGUAAAUAGAGGAAUUUUGUUAGUGCCAAAAUUGAAGUCCAACAGGGAAGGGGUAAGGGAAAUAAAUAUCCAUCCCCAUACCUCCCACCCUCUAAUGUCUUGCCCAGCCCUCCCAUUGGCCAUGCCCAAAUGGAAGAUCCAACCUCCUAGAGAACAAAGGCCAAAACAGUUAAUAACCAGGAAUAAUUAGCACAACUUAAUGCUGAAACAUACUAUGUGUAAGGCCCUGUGCCAAGAACUUUGCAUUUAUUAUUUCAUUUUAAUCUAAAAUAAUAAAAGUAUGUAACUAUUAUCCAUAUUUCAGAAAAACAAAUCAAAGUACAGUACUAAGAGGUUAAUCUCAUUUGUCCAACAUUGCACAACUAGUAAAUGACAAAUUUACUCAAUUCAGAUCUCUGUCUUCAAAUUUCAUGUUCUGAAAUAAUAUGACAUACAGGCUGCCUAAAUAUAAGUCGAUUGCUCUCUUGCUCACCCCUCUAAAUGUGAAAUCCAAACGUAAUUGUCUAAAAGACUUGGAUAAAGACCUAAUUAGUGAUGAAAGUUAGUCUGUUAUCACCAUGAUUUUUAGAUGUAUGGUGAAAUUAGAUAAUACCUUACAUUAAGUGUAACUCAAAUAAGAUGACUACCUUUGGUUAUUAAGAAUAUAAAUAUAGAAUUACUCCUAAUUGAAUUAUAUCUCCUCCCUAGAAACAUUUUGGUUGGCCUAGAAAUACAUGUCCUCUUUUGUGACUUUUUUCACAAGCAAGAUUUCCUAUUCAAAACUAAGUCCAGUGAGGAGAUGGGAGCUUUUUGAAUAUAGGGAGGAAGUCAGCCAAAACACAGAAAUGACCUCGGAUGGCACACAAUGUAUUAUCCAGAAUUACUGAAGAUUGUGAAAAUUUUCUUAGUCAUCAUGAUGUCUAUAAAGGCAGCAAUGAAUUCAUAGGAUUUCUGUUUGUAUAGUAAAGAGGCAAUGAGGAUAACAAUUAUAUAUAUCUGCUAAACUAGUUUACCUACUUUUCUUCCCUGCUAUCAUGAUGCUAACUAGCUAUUUGGAAGCAUGAACUCUUGGGCCUCAGCUUAUCACUGUUGAUCUUACUUCAGUAGAUGGGUGCUCCUUUUACUUGUUUCUCCAACUCAACAAACUUCUCACUAGAUUUAGAACUUACCAAAUUUCCAUAUGCCUCUUAAAAUAUUUUAGUAGAAUAAAGUUGUUCAUGUUUAAAAUAUAUUCAUAAAAAUUGGGGACCAAAAUGCUAUUCUUUACCUGUACUUCUCUUCUGUUUUAUAAAAUACAAAAUAUUGUACUUGAAUUCAUGUUAAAAAACUGAGAUGAAAGAUAUUUUGGAAUUGUUGCUACAGUGCUAAAGUCAGAAUAGAUUGCCUAUUCAGAGCAGUCUAUGACUAGAGAAUUGUAUUCACUCUCAAAGCAGUACAGUAGAGUGUCAAGAGAUGCAAAUGACUGCACAUAUUCCUAUCCUCAAGAUUAUUGGGCUUCUUUCAGCUCCUGUAUGGUGCCAGCUCCUCUGAAGUCUCCUCGGGGUCUUUGGAUUAGUAGUCACUCUCACUGCUACUCAUUUUUAUGUCCCCACAUGAAUGUGAUUUCCAAAAGACACCCCCCCAGUAGACUGGACCCUCCCCCAGGGAAAUGUGUGCCCCAGCACCUUUGCUUCUAUAAUAUAAUGUAGCAUAUGAUAUUAUAAUUAAAUAUCUGAUUGUCUUCCCCACAUGCUAUAUGCUCUGUGAGGGCAGGGUUUUGUUUAUUAACUUUAGCACCUAGGAGUAAUACGCACUUGUUUAUUGAAUGAAUCAUAAAAAGAAUAGACUAUAGACAGACUCAUAAAAUGCUUCAGGGAUCAUAUUGUCCCCUUUAAUUAUAUCCCCCACCUGGAAUAUUUAUAUCUAAUUGAAUGAAAUACAUUAGCAAUUGAAAGAUGCCUCAUUAUUCUAUACACCACUAAGAAAGACAAGCCCCACCAAUCCAGUUAUUAUUGCUAGAUUAUUAGAUUCAUCCUAGUUCCAGAGGUAUUGAAAUAUGGGGAAAUGGGCAUCUGAAAAUUAUAAUCAAUAAUAUACAAUAUAGCUACAUGGCAAUUUUCUAUCACAUUUCUUGGGACUUUAAAAACUAUUGAUAUAUCAUAAGAUUUCAAAGAGCCUAAUGUCUGACAUCCCUUCUAGAUAGAAAGAUAUCAAUAUUGUUCCUCUGUUACUCUCUUCCAGAGCCAAGCAUAUAUCUGACUCGGGAUAAUUGUUCCUCUGGCACCAGCAGCCUCACCAGAUUUCCAAAACAGAGCUUCCUUUGAAUACUGUACCUUUAGAAGGAAGCCUCAGGAGAAACGUGAUAAUAAAAUAAUCAAAGAAUCUUCCAGUUACGCAUAAUUAAUGAUUCUACUUUUGGGAAACUCUUAGCUUUCUAUCCUCUUAUUGGUGAGCAAAGGACUAUAUGUAUAUGAAGGAGCCUAAUUUUAUUCUAACUUUUUUCUAUAAUUUAAAAGGAAGAUUAAAAAGUCAACAAAGUUUUAAAAGGAAAUUAAAAUGCAUACUCUGGUUAGUGUUAAGAAUUCACUUUAUGUGCAAAACAUUAAUUCUGUUUUAUCCCAACAGAAGAUCCCUCUAAAUGAGAUAAGUGAGAAAUCUGAAUUAAUAAAAAAAAUCAUUGUAAUUCAAAUAUCAAAAGGAAUGAAGACUUAUACUUUUUCUGUUAAUUAUAUGAGAUCUGAAAUAAAUGCAAAUUCUUAAAUUUGAAUAGAGCACCUAAAUCAUAUUAGAACAUCAAAUGGUUAAGAUAUUUUACAUUUUAUUAUAAAUCACGUACUCUUAACACAAAUUAAAUGUACUUUCAAAAUUAUUUUGUUAGCUACACUUUUAGUUUGCCAAAUACUAUAGUCUGAAAAUACAUGGGUAUUGGACUAUCCCUUAAAAAUAUUUGAGUUAUACAUUUUAUUGUAAUAUUUUUGGUAAAAUUAUCUUAUACCAUAUAGGGAUACAGGGAAAUAGAAACACACACUUUUGUUUAUAGGAUUUUAUUUGGUAAGAACUUUUGUAUUGUUUUGUGACAACUGCAAAUAAGCCUUUGAAUCACAGGAAAUUUAGAUAGUGAGUACAACAAGUUCCUUUAAAAACCCCGAAACUUUCCCUUUUACCUUUUACCCUUUUGCCUGUAUUAGCUGAAUAUCCUCCCAGUCAUCCACUUAUCUUUACUUGUGAAGGUCACAUGGGAGCCUUUGUACAAUCUGAGGUUUGUACAUUCUCUCUAAAUGAAUGAUCACAUAUAUCACUAGAUGUUCAUAAUCAGAGAUCUGGCUACUUAUUCUGUAAAGUUCACUUUCUAAACCAUGUAUAAUAAAAGUAAUUGUCUUUAUGCAUUACUUUAAAACACUUUAAGAACUUUUCCUCAGUUAAAAUGUAUUUAAAAUCACCGUUUUCUUAGCUAAGCAUAGAUAUCUCAAAAAUUGGAAUAGAUUUGUAGAAACUGGCCUUAAGAAUAAUUGUCCUUUUUAAUUUUAUUUUUUAUUAACAUUAUACAACAGAAUGUGAUUUCCUAAUUUUAGGAUGUCAGUGAUAGCCAAGUUAAAAACUCUGAGUUAAAGGAAAACUGAUAACCACUCAUUCUUUCAUAAAGUAAAUGUGAUUAUUUACUACUUCUUGUGCUGUGUUCCAAGAACACAAAGAUAAACAAGGAGCACCAGAGUCUGGAAGAGAUAAGAGAAGCAAUGAUGGGAGGGGUUUCUAAGGUGCUUUAAGCAGAGGAGGAAAAAGAUCAGGUUUGUGCUGCAAGAAAGUAAGUCUUGCAAAAAAAAAUAAAAUACGAGAUGGAAACAUGAAAAUUUAUACAUCCCCUACUAUUUUUAAGGGUCUCUGUGCUAAGCACAAAUUAUUCAAACAAGAUUUCUACCCUUCAGAACCCUCAAAUCCCUGCUAUUGUCAUACAAACUAUUUCUAACAUAUUAUUAUAAUAGGAAAGAUUGUAAUCCAAUUUGCCAAUGUGGCACAUGAACCAUUUCAUUCAGUAGGGCUGACCUAAGGUUUCCCUGGAAAGAAGGUGCUGAAAUAAAUAAAUGUACCUAACAGAUUAUCUGUCAGUCAACUGUUUCAAAUCAGUUAUGUUUCCAAGGCCAAAUAAUCAUGAUCAUGUUAAAGUGAACCUUUGUCUCUUGCUUUGUCUGAUCCAGAUUUUUAGCUUCAAGCCAGGCAUUCUUAGAGCACUACAAUGUAUCAAGUAGUAUAAUUUCCUUAGAACCUCAUAAGGACUGUCAAAUGAGAGAAGCAGGACAAAUAAUCUCAUUUACAAUAUAGAAUUUAAAACACUGGGGUUAAUGGAGGUUAGGGGAAAUGUCUCAAAAGAAGCAAAUUAAAAGCUUUUGGAGGUAACAAUAUUGACUCUUUUUUUCUUCUACAGAGAUUAGUAUAAAUGAGACAUUAUAGAAAAAAUAAAUAUAAUUAAAGUUAGUAAUUUAAAAAUUUCUAUUUGCAACAGAGCUAAACCAUGGCCUUUUCCUCAUGAUUCUGUUUAAUUUGGAAAAUAGUGAAAAUAUAACCAUAGCAGUUUUAAAACUACUAUUUUUAUUAUAAAUUAAGUGAACUACAGUCAACAAUGUAAGUGCCUUAAGAGGUAUCCAUAAUAAUGUUAAAGUAGCUGCCAUACUUUACAUUUGACCCACCUAGCUUAUCAUUCAUGAGUGCUUACUAGGUGCAAGGGACCUUUCAAGGGACAAUGAAGAGGUACAAGGAUGAAUCCAUCCAGAUUUCAAUAAGAAAGAAAAGAUAUGUAUUCCAAUUAAUAUAAUACAUGUUUUCAAGUUUGAGAUAACAUUUAAGCUGGCCCUUAAAGUAUGUAGGAUUUAUGGAAGCAGGGAUGAAAGGAAGUGACAUUUUAAAUAGCAAGAACAGUAUGAGCUAAGGCAGCAAGCUGAAAGUUCUUAAUAUGUAUAGAAAACAAAGGUUACACUCAAGGUGGAAUAUAGGGUGACCUGAGGGGUAGGUGGAAUAGUUUGUAAGGCUAGAGCACUGAGGUGUGAAUGCUAGGGAUUUGGGAUUUUAAUUAAUAGGGAAUAGAAACCCCCAAAUAAUUCCAAAUAAAAGUAUAAUGAUUGGUCUAGAAAUACUAAACCACAACACAUAAUCUGGGAGAAAAUAUCUGAUCACUGAUCAUUCAACAAUAAGCUCAAGUUACUAAUAAAUAAAAAACACAAGAGUUCCAACUCUUGCAGAUGUUUCAGAUCAAAUAGUAAUUCUAUGAUUUUGUAGUAUGUUCAAUCACGGAAGCACAAUGAUAUUUAAAAAGUCCAAAGUGGUUUGACUCAUGGCUUUAAAAAAAUGAUAAAAAAAUUAACCAUGGAAUUAAGAGUCAAUAUGAGUUUUCCACAGGCUUCGAAUGCAGAAACAAAUAUAUGUAUAUUUUUUUCUAAAGUCGAAAAGUAGAUCUUUCUCAAAGAUUUUAUGAUGACCUAGGCUGGGCAGAAGAAAAACUGAUGUGGAAAAGAAUAUAAUGAUUUUAAGAGGUGAUAAAAGAGCAGGGAAGGGACUAGUCCCUUUCAAAUCCUCCAGGUUGGUUUCUGAGCUGUGGGGUUUGGUUUAACUGUUAACAGUGACAGUUGAGGGAAGUGUGAGUAGAUAACUGCACAUAAUUUGCAGUUGCAGAGAUGAUUACAAGCAUCCAUAAUAUAUAAUAUGGUGGUAGUGGUAAUAGGAGAGGUAUGGAGUUAAGUAGGUCUGAAUUUGAAUGUAGUCCUGAUAUUGAAAACAUUUAACUUCCCCAUAAUUCAUUUUCUUCCAUAAAAUGAGUAUAACAAAUAUUUACCUUAUGGGGAGGAAAGUAUUUAUUGAUGAAUAUUCAAUAAGUGACAGCUCUUCAAUAAAAACCUUUUGCUCAGAUCCUACUGAGUGCCUACCGCUAUGAUUUUGUGGCUUUUAAUCUUUGGCAGACUAUGUAUGGAAAGAGAUGAAUUGGACUUAGAAAGGUGAUCAAGAGCACUUCAAAGACCCCAGCUCAAAAUUAUCUCUCUCCCUCUUUCUCUCUCUCACAUACACACACAUAUGUACACUUUCACUCUACCAAUUAGGAAUUUUGAGUUAACAAGAUCUUUUUAAAAAGAUACAGUGUCCUUUGGAAAGGCAAACCACCUUCGGGCUUCAGCGUGACCAGUUCUUUGCUUAGUGAAACGUUGCUGUGUUCUCUUGGAAUUGGAAGGCUGCAAAGUGAGUUAAGGAACUUUGUGAGGGCACUCAGUAUGAUUGGGAGGUGGGGAGGAAGAGGGAUGGAGGAAGGUAAAGAGAGAGACAAAAAAAAAAAAAAAAAAAAAAAAAAAGGUUCUACCUGGGACGGUUCUAAUUUGGACUUUCUGCUUGUAGAGGACCUUUCUGUACCUUGACAAUCUCUGAGAAAGAUAAUUGAGACUUCAGUUAAAAUUAUCAAGCUUGUGACAAAGUCAGAUUUCUUCCUUUCAUCCCUGCCUCACCCAUUCAGGGUGGUGAACUCAGCUUUCAAACUCACACAGGAUAAGAUAGGACAGAUAACUAGAAGAUUCGUGUGCAGGAUUCCUUGGCGCUCCACCCUAUCUUAACUUCCAAGAAAAUUUAUUUUUAUUUUCAUUUUUUUGCGAUUCAGCCGUCUUUUUAAGAGGCAAUCCCACUUCUCAACUUCCACUCCCCAAUAAAAAAUGUUAAGUUUUUAAAAUAAAUUCUGUACUACUUAAUCGGGUCAGUCACAGCCUCCCUCAACUUUUAGCUUAGCUUUGGCAGUGAAGACGGGGCCUUAAGCGACUGCGACCCAACCCCCACCCUAAACAUUUCACAGGCUACUGAGCGAGGGAAAGCUGAUAUUGCUUCGGAUUCUACGAUUCCCAGGACAUCAGGUCAAGCAACUGAGAAGUCCACCCAGGGGUAAAUUCCACACAUAGUUUCUUCUCUCUCUGGGGCCCGUGCUUUAACAUCUGGGUUAAUUAAAUCGUGCAGACACGGUAACUAAGUGCAGAAAACAGCUGGGCACGUUGCUCAGAGCCCAGACAGAACGUGACCCACAGUUCUUAAAAAAAAACUCUUCUGGAAAUACCAGCUCCAACAGGCUUGUAGCGUCUGAGUGCGGACAAGGCCGGAGCAAAACCGAGCACAGUUUGGACCUCUGGGAACAAAUCUGCACUUUUGAGAGCUCCUUUAACUUUUAGAUACAUUAUUAAUUUACCCAGAGGGAGGAGGAGCAGAGUGGCAACUGCAUCCAGCUAAAAAAAAAAUAUUUGCACUCACAUACUCCCCAGAGUUUUCACAAACAGGAUGGAAGAGAAAAGUUAGGAAGUUCAAGUUCAGCAUUAAAAUAGAGGACUUGUCACCAAAAAACCCGCGCACCUUCUCUAGAGUUUAUUCGUUCCCAGCGCCUUUCCGCUUAGUACGCCUGCGCGCGCGAAAACGGCGGCCCCUCCUCUCCGCUGGGGACGUACAACGUGCGUCGGGAGGCGGGGCGCGGCUUGCGCAUGCGCCGUCAUUGCGGCGGCUUUUUGCUCCGGUGCCGGCAGCGGGAACCGCGAAGGGUAAGGUGUUCGCUGCGGUAUCUCGGGACUCUGAGGAAGGAAGGGCUAGAGGGCUAGCGCGAGUGCUCCCCGUGGCCGCAUGAGUCGCAGCAGAAGUAUUUCCUUCCCCGCUUGGCAAGUGCCUGUAGAAACCGGGCCCCGCCCCCUUCCCGGCCUACAUUCCCUUCCUCCUUCGUGCCCCUUCCCAGGUGGGGACCCCUUUGGUCCUUCUUGUUCUGUCAGUGAGCCCCCGCCAAGGACAUGAAGCUUGUGAGGAAGGACAUUGAGAAGGACAAUGCGGGCCAGGUGACCCUGGUCCCGGAGGAGCCUGAGGACAUGUGGCACACUUACAAUCUGGUGCAGGUGGGCGACAGCUUGCGCGCCUCCACCAUCCGCAAGGUGCAGACAGAGUCCUCCACAGGCAGCGUGGGGAGCAACCGGGUGCGCACUACGCUCACUCUCUGCGUGGAAGCCAUCGACUUCGACUCUCAGGCCUGCCAGCUGCGGGUCAAGGGGACCAACAUCCAAGAGAAUGAGUAUGUCAAGAUGGGGGCUUACCACACCAUCGAGCUGGAGCCCAACCGCCAGUUUACCCUGGCCAAGAAACAGUGGGACAGUGUGGUUCUGGAGCGCAUCGAGCAGGCCUGUGACCCAGCCUGGAGCGCUGAUGUGGCGGCUGUGGUCAUGCAGGAAGGCCUCGCCCAUAUCUGCUUAGUCACUCCUAGCAUGACCCUCACUCGGGCCAAGGUGGAGGUGAACAUCCCUAGGAAACGGAAAGGCAACUGCUCCCAGCAUGACCGGGCCUUGGAGCGGUUCUAUGAACAGGUGGUCCAGGCCAUCCAGCGUCACAUACACUUUGAUAUUGUAAAGUGCAUCCUGGUGGCAAGCCCAGGAUUUGUGAGGGAGCAGUUCUGCGACUACAUGUUUCAACAAGCAGUGAAGACUGAUAACAAAGUGCUUCUGGAAAACCGGUCCAAAUUUCUUCAGGUACAUGCCUCCUCUGGACACAAGUACUCCCUGAAAGAGGCUCUUUGUGACCCUACUGUAGCUAGCCGCCUUUCAGACACUAAAGCUGCUGGGGAAGUAAAAGCCUUGGAUGACUUCUAUAAAAUGUUACAACAUGAACCUGACCGUGCUUUCUAUGGACUCAAGCAGGUGGAGAAGGCCAAUGAAGCCAUGGCAAUUGACACAUUGCUCAUCAGUGAUGAGCUCUUCAGGCACCAGGAUGUAGCCACACGGAGCCGGUAUGUGAGGCUGGUGGACAGUGUGAAAGAGAAUGCAGGCACGGUUAGGAUAUUCUCUAGUCUUCAUGUAUCUGGGGAACAGCUUAGCCAACUGACUGGGGUAGCUGCCAUUCUCCGAUUCCCUGUCCCUGAACUCUCUGACCAAGAGGAUGAUUCCAGUUCUGAAGAGGAUUAAUGACGGAAACUGAAAAUUGAGACAACCUGUGUCUCACUCCAUCAUUGUUACAGUACACUUCUCAGCACCCUUGUGACAGAAAGCUGCAAGAGUGGCACUUUUUGAUUGACACAGGGAUUUCUUAUGUAUUUGGCCACACUAGGUAUUUUGUCGUUGGCAGGACAUGUAUUCAAACUAAAAAAUAAAAGGAAAUAAUCUCUCUGUACUAACAUCCUUAUUAAUUAGAAUAAUUUUAUAUGGGAAUUAUGAGUUAUUUGUAGUACUUAGAACAAUGUGUAAUAAGAAUGCCUAUACAGUAUAUUGUUUGGGAUAGAUCAAAUCUCACACUGCGUGCUUUUAAAUACUUUUGCUUAGAAAGAGCUUUUUACUAUCUCAGUAUCCUCAGUUUACACUGCUUUAUUUUAAUUCUGCUUGGUGUUCUUACUUAAUAACCCUUUUCCUCCCCACUUCCCCCCACACUCCAUCUUUUCUUUUGGAUUUAAGUGUUUUUGCUAUUUUAAAUGAUAGCAAUUAGUAGAGUUGAAGACAAGUUUAAAAUAAUAUUUUUCUUAAGAGACUUGGUAAACUAAUGUUAAAAAUAAAUUCUUGGUGGUUUUUCAUUAGAAUUAGUCAUUUGCUUUAGAGGACCACUUAAUCAGUUAUUUUCAGAUAAUAAAGCUUUGAUUGCUACAGGUUCUCAAGAUAAUCUCUUUGAGGCCUUUUUAUUUUUAAAAUGAGACUAAGGUAUGUGAUUUGCCUGUUAUAUGGCUAAUUAGUGGCAAAGCUGGAGCAGUCCUCAAUCUGAACUUCAGUUCUUUGCACUGAAACAUUGCCACACUAUUUUUUGUUUAUUUAUUUUUGACUUGUCAAAGUUAUAUUUAAUACUAUCUUAUAUUUGUAUGUGGCAUUAGUCCGUGCUAUCAGAUUCUUAUUGGACUAUUUUAGGUGUUAAAAAGCCUGCUGAGAAAGUUUAAGUCACAUCACUAGUAUGUGGCAGCUGACUUGUAUGCCAAUAUUCUUUACUAUAACUAUGGAAUUUCUGCAAGUACCUUGGAGUUUAAAAUAUUCUUUUUAUUCACUAUUUUUGAUGUGCAUUUCUAAAAGGGUGGUAGCCUUAGGAAUGGAAUUGCACCUUGACCUUUUUUUACAAACCUCAAUUUAGCAAAAUUAUUAGGAAAGAUCUUAUAAAGAAUGAUCAUUCAUUUUGUAACUCCUGGAUCAGAAAUGGCUAUUCAAGUAGGGAUACUAAAGUUUUAGAACUUAUCUGUGUCAGUGGUCCUUCCUCAUGGUGUAAUAGAUUGGGGAUUUUUUAUAGACUUUCUAACUAGUUUGAACCUUUUUAUAUGUGGUUGGGAACUGACACUUCCAUAUAAUUUAAAAUUAUAUAUUUAUAUUUUUAUAUAUUUACUUCCUAAUCUAAAAAUAAUUCAGAUUGUCAUUUCAUUAUAAUUCCAUGAAUAACUUUAAAAUAUUAAAAGAUGUUAUUAAAUAAUUUAACAGGGAAUAUAGAAAUGAAGUCAUUUCAUUAUUUCAUUCAUCUAUUAGAUUCUUAAAAUUAGAACCUAAUAGAUAAUGAAUUAUAGUUUCAAUAAGAAUUUGGAGAUUUUUGGACAUGAGUUACUCAUAAUCUAUGCAUUACUGAAAUGAAGCCUAAUAAAUCUAACAAAUACAUUUUGGGUUAUUGGUUCUCAAGUUUAGCAGCAUGUUAGCCUCACCUUGGAAACUCUUAAAGCUCUCAAUACCCAGACUGCAGCCCAAACUAAAUGACCUUUCACCCCUAGAAAUGCUGUUUUUUUUUUUAAGGUAUCCAUUUGAUUCCAAUAGAUACCAAGGCUGAGAACCACUGAUUCAGAUCUUGCUAUUCAAACAUAUGGUCCAUGGACCACCAAUGUCCCUGAGAGGUUUUUAGAAACUAGAAUCCAGGGACCUACUGCAGACCUACUGAGUAAGAAUCUCCUUGUGCCAACAUCUCCAGGUGAUUG
Messenger RNA from Microcebus murinus (gray mouse lemur), 13997 nucleotides. The record is from RefSeq and is a predicted model, not a curated record. Lineage: Eukaryota; Metazoa; Chordata; Mammalia; Primates; Cheirogaleidae.